Molecule: messenger RNA, 2914 nt
Organism: Balaenoptera ricei (Rice's whale)
Lineage: Eukaryota; Metazoa; Chordata; Mammalia; Artiodactyla; Balaenopteridae
Gene: SPSB4
Product: splA/ryanodine receptor domain and SOCS box containing 4
Exons: 3
Coding region: 746-1567 (273 amino acids)
Biological process (GO): proteasome-mediated ubiquitin-dependent protein catabolic process; intracellular signal transduction
Cellular component (GO): SCF ubiquitin ligase complex
Molecular function (GO): protein binding
Source: RefSeq, a predicted model, not a curated record
AGAGGGGGAGGCGGCGGCGGCUGCAGCAUCCAGAGCUGGCCGCGGCGGCCGACGCGCCCCGCGCACAAAGGCGCCCAGCCCCUGGGGAGGGCGAUGAGCGCACCGUAGCCCGGUCCCGGGCCCCAGCUCCAACCACCAAUGCGUGCGCCCAGGGCGCGGGGGAAGUCGCAGGGCGCGCCAGGGGCCGGAGGCCGAGGCGCGGCCCGUGCGCCCUGAGCUCAGGACUCGCCGCCCUCCGGGUCUGGCGCGGAGCUUAGAAACCGCUGGAGCGCGGGCCUUGGCGCGCCCCCGGGAUCCGCGCAGAAAGGCGCUUCCCCACUCCCACCCAGCCUCCUGCGCCCUCCCGCCGCGCCGGAGCGCCAACUUCCCAAGAAAGCUCCAACUCCAGGCCACCCUGCUGGGCAGAGGGGGCGCUGCUCCUGGGCACGGGCCGUGAGGACGCGCCCCUGGCCCCAGGGAGCCAGCCGGCAUCUUCGGGGUCGCUCGGGCGCCCCUGAGUGGGCGGCAGCGGCUGCAGACGCCUCCCCCGGCAGUCCAGGACCUGCCAGCGCUGGCGAUUCCUCCAGGGCAGGCGCUUGCCCUCUCUUUUAUGGAGCUUGGGCCCCUGCCCCAGCCCCGUAGAGGCUGUGGACGUGUACGGUCCGGAAGCCCCGUUUCCAGCCCCGUGGCCCAUCCCUGGCUGCGGGGAGCGGAAGCACCCACGAGGUAGCGGUGGCCCGCAGCGGCCCCGUCCCGGCAGCGAGCCAUGGGCCAGAAGCUCUCGGGGAGCCUCAAGUCGGUGGAGGUGCGAGAGCCGGCGCUGCGGCCGGCCAAGCGCGAGCUGCGGGGAGCGGAGCCGGGGCGGCCGGCGCGGCUGGACCAGCUGCUGGACAUGCCGGCGGCGGGGCUGGCGGUGCAGCUGCGCCACGCGUGGAACCCCGAGGACCGCUCGCUCAACGUCUUCGUCAAGGAUGACGACCGGCUCACCUUCCACCGGCACCCGGUGGCGCAGAGCACGGACGGCAUCCGCGGCAAGGUGGGCCACGCCCGCGGCCUGCACGCCUGGCAGAUCCACUGGCCGGCGCGGCAGCGGGGCACACACGCUGUGGUGGGCGUGGCCACGGCGCGGGCCCCGCUGCACUCGGUGGGCUACACGGCGCUGGUGGGCAGCGACGCCGAGUCCUGGGGCUGGGAUCUGGGCCGCAGCCGCCUCUACCACGACGGCAAGAACCGACCCGGCGUGGCCUACCCCGCCUUCCUGGGGCCCGAGGAGGCCUUCGCGCUGCCCGACUCGCUGCUCGUGGUGCUGGACAUGGACGAGGGCACACUCAGCUUCGUCGUGGACGGCCAGUACCUGGGCGUGGCCUUCCGUGGCCUCAAGGGCAAGAAGCUUUACCCGGUGGUGAGUGCCGUGUGGGGCCACUGUGAAGUCACCAUGCGCUACAUCAAUGGCCUUGACCCCGAGCCCCUGCCGUUGAUGGACCUGUGCCGGAGGUGCAUCCGCCUGGCUCUGGGCCGCCAGCGCCUACAGGACAUCGGCUCCCUGCCGCUGCCUCAAUCUCUCAAAAACUAUCUGCAGUACCAGUGAGCCGGGGACGGAGGGGCAGCGGAGGGCACCCACAGCCCCAGGCCUGUCACUUCACGGUCACACUGUACAUCAGGAAGGAGUCUCCCUCCUCACCCUGGUUUCCCAGGACAUUCACUUCUUUGAAAGGCCAGGACAUCUUCCCAACUUUGAAAAUGAAAUGUCUGUUGCCAACAGUAUUUGCUGCCUUGGAAGCAGCUCUCCCAAGUCAGACACCUCCUUGGAAGCCGGGAAGAGCCCGAAGCCUGCGCUGGGUGGAGAUCCUGCCCGCUGAGCAGGACACAGCAGCCAAGCGGCCACCAGUAUUGAUCCGAGAGCCUGUUUCCUUAUCCAAGAGAAUGAAUAAAACAUUUGGGCAGGAGACUUUCUGUUGUGUGCCCCGCUGCAGACAGGGCCAGGGGAAAACUGGCCAGCUCCGGGAGAACAUUGCCUCUGAAUAAUGCAUGGUGAAAGCAGCUUGAUGCCCUUGCCCCUCUGGUUCCCCACCCUUCCCAGGGCAGCAGGAUCGUCAUGACACUUUAGGACUUUGCACCCCUUUGAGAGACCGUUACCUAGGGAUGCCCAGCUGCGGAAUUGGCAAGUGGACAAAACCGUGUUGAGACACCUCCCAGCUUACCUCUCUGAACGUUGUUUACUUCCCCUCUCUCUCGCCGUCCUUCCCCACCCGGACCCCCAGUCUCUGGAUGCCCAGGGCACCUCUAUUCAGGGAAGCUGAGUCUGACAAAUUCACCCCAGGGAAUGAGCGUAUCCUUUAUUAUUAUUGUUUUAAGUAGCGUCGCAUUUUGAAAGAGUGUGGUGAGGGCAGUACUUAGUCCAAAGGUGCUAAUGGGGGAAUUGGAGGCCUUGUGACACCCACGGGGGUGAUGUCCUCGGGCUGGGGAGCCUUCCUGGGGGGCUGAGGGUCUCCAGGCAACCCUCCAUUCAGGAUGCAGCCUGGCCGCCACAAAGCUUUAUUUGAGCGAAUUAUUUUUUCACUUGAGGAGACUUGUACGAGUUUGUUUCUGUUUCACGUGUGUGUGUGUGUGUGUGUGUGUGUGUGUGUAUGUGUGUGUGUGAUGCGCUGCUUAUUUAUCAGCUUGGGGCCAUGGGGGCAGCUUUGUAACUGGAAGGGUGGAUGUGAGGCAUCUUCUCCGCCCGCCCCAGCCUGUCGUCCCCCCGGGAAAAAUGCUGCUGCCGCCACUGCCACCACCAGGCAUCUCUCGCGUUUCCAACACUCUCUGCCCAGACUGAUUUUUAACUGGAAAUUGUCACAGCAGCGGGACACCAGAGCCCCAGACGGCACUGCCCCCUGCCACUUUAAUGUGAAUUCGAUGAAUGAAGAGCGUUUCUAAUAAAGUUUGGCAUUCAGUC